AAAAAUAAAUAAUUUUUCUGAGAUGUUAACACGAUGGGCCUUCUUUUUUGAAAAAAAUGUUUGUUUCAUAGUACUAUAUCAAACCCAAGCACUUUGUAGACGUACGGUACUGCGAGUAGGCUAUAACAGAAUAGAACAAUCUCCUUUAGAUACAUGGCAUUACGAGGGAAUAGAGCUACCAAUACUUGUCAACGAACAAACCCUCUUAAGUGAAUUGAAAAACUUUAAAGUGCGCCAUGACGAUAUAUGGCUUUGUACGUAUCCAAAAGCAGGAAUGCAUUGGACAUGGCAAAUUCUAAGUUUGUUAAAAUUUGACGGUGACUUUAACAAACUCAGUUUAUCCGCUCAAACGAAUUCACCACCAUCAAGCCCAUUUGAAAUUUCAAUGAAGCUACAGGAUGCUACAGCCUACCAUGCAUAUGAAUAUUUCGAGAAGUUACCGUCUCCCAGAAUUAUUACAACGCACCUUCCAAUGAAUCUGCUUCCAACACAGGUGUUUGAGAAAAAAGUGAAGGUUUGUAUAUGACUUUGAUUCUAAACUUGACAUCAUCAUCAUCAUCAUCUGCCUAUUUCACAUCCACUGCUGUGUGAAGCCCUCUUCUAUCAUUUUCCAUCUUCUUCUGCCUGAUGCUACACUCUUGUCCAGUUUGCAGUUUCCACGUACGUGACAUAAACAUACUUUAGUAUGAUAUUGUGUUCGUAUAAAGUGAAUUGGUUGUUCUGGGGCUAAGAAUAUUGCCGUCCAGUCCAGGGUUAAUGUUUUGUGGGCAAUAAAGAUGUAAAAAUAAUACAAAAUACAGAAAUUGAGAUUAAGGACGUAGGGAGCUUUUUAUCUGUUCUCAGUCAUUGUUUGUUUUCUAAUGAUCAUUAAUUAUUUGUUUUAACUUCUAUU
Molecule: messenger RNA, 892 nt
Organism: Anneissia japonica
Lineage: Eukaryota; Metazoa; Echinodermata; Crinoidea; Comatulida; Comatulidae
Product: amine sulfotransferase-like
Exons: 2
Coding region: 23-526 (167 amino acids)
Biological process (GO): sulfation
Cellular component (GO): cytoplasm
Molecular function (GO): sulfotransferase activity
Source: RefSeq, a predicted model, not a curated record